This is a messenger RNA of Loa loa (African eye worm), 1082 nucleotides long. RefSeq lists its product as hypothetical. Gene Ontology annotation, molecular function: protein binding. Lineage: Eukaryota; Metazoa; Nematoda; Chromadorea; Rhabditida; Onchocercidae. The transcript is spliced from 6 exons. Bases 70 to 1047 code for a protein of 325 amino acids. The record is from RefSeq and is a predicted model, not a curated record.
AGACAUAUAGUACGACAUACGUGAGUUCAUAUAUGUACGUAUACGUGAGUCGGUAUUGUGAAGUUAAAAAUGAGAAGUGAGAGUCACGGUGAGCUGUCAAAAACAAUGGGAAAGCCGAUUCCAUUAUUUGUUCAUUACGGUUUCGCUGGUGGUGUUUCGUGUUCUGCAAUUGUCUCCGUAAAUGAUGAACCCCAUUUGGCAGUUGGCACUACAAAUGGGAAAUGCACUCUAUAUUCACCCAGAACUCAUUUACGCACUUCCACAGUUUACGUUGACUCGAAUGGCAGGUCAAUAGUAGCAGUAGGACAAUUUAUCAAAGACUGCGUAUUUGUGCAUAUUCGUGCUUAUGCAAUUGUACUGUUAGCGGUGAAUAAGGCUUCAAAGAUAUUAAGCUUUUGUUCCACAAGGACAAUACAAACAGAAUUUUAUGGUUUUUGUGGUGCAUUUUGCCAUGCAUCUCAGUUAUUUUGUCCGUUACUACAGACUGGCAAAUGUUUGAUCGGCGUUUUCACCAACACAACAGAGCAGAUGUCUCGAGUCUGGUUUCCUGAUGAUAACGCUAGCACUCUUAUGGCGUGCUCUAUAUCUGAUAAUGGAUAUUUGGCUUGUGGUUUCGAAACAGGAGAAAUAAAAGUUGUAAACGUUGAAGAUUUCAGUGUUAUAGAUAAGAGAAAACUUUUUCCCGAACCUAUUCUUGCCUGUGCAUCAUUUGUCAACAAAUUAGCUGUAUCGUCCGUUAAGUCGCCUUUGAUAUUAGUAAAUGUGAGGAUGAAUGAAAUCACUGUUGAAAAGGAAAUUUUGUUCCCACAAAAAGCUGGUGGCUGCUCUUCUCUAACCUUUUCAAAUUGCGGCAAGGAACUUGUUUCUGGAUACUGGAAUGGAACGGUGCGUAUAAAUUCCGUGAAAACAGGGACGAUACGAGCCGUUCUAGAUUUUCACUCUGAAACUAUCAGUUGUUUAUUCUGGACUAAAAUUGAUAGUCAACGUUUAUUGUUUGUUUGUUCAAAGGAUGCGAAAUUAUCAAUAUGGAAUUUAUACAACGAUUAAGUUAUUAAAACAAAUUCUGUUUUAUUGCAAUCCGA